AUGGACAAGCGUACGGAAUACGACAACCCAAGCCCUCGAAGAAGUACAAAUGUCCUGGGGCGAUUAUUUUUCUGGUGGCUGAAGCCAUUAUUCGUUUAUGGAAGGCGAAAUGAUUUGGAGGUGAAGGAUCUGCAUAAUACGCUACCUCCUGAUCUCAGUGAACCCCUUGGAAACACUCUGGAAGCAAAUUGGAAUGAGGAGGUUGCUGCAGCAUGUCGGGCAGGGAGAAAACCAAAAUUCUUUACUGCAAUCAGGAAAACAUUCCUGUGGUCGUACAUGUACUACGGUGGACUAUUAUUUUUUAGUUCAAUAUUGAGUGUAUUGCAGCCCUACGUACUCGGCCUUCUUACCAGCUUUUUUGCUCGGGACUCAACGAUCACGAUACAGGAGGCGUAUACGUAUGCGUCACUAGUCGUAAUAAUGUCAGCAAUUGUGGCUCUGAUUGAUCAUCAUUCGAACCUGGGACAGUUGGAGAUGGGAAUGAGAUUGCGAAUAGCGAGUUCUUCCUUGAUCUACCGAAAGAUUUUGAAGUUAUCCAGAAGUUCAGCAAACAGAACCACCAGUGGUCAGAUAAUAAAUUUAUUAUCCAACGAUGUAGCAAGAUUUGAUCAAGUAUUCACACUUCUUCACUCUUUAUGGAUAAUUCCGCUUCAGAGUGCAGCGAUAGCAUAUUUAAUCUGGCAGAAUGUAGGAAUGGCAACUCUGGCUGGAAUUUUUCUCCUUCUGAUGCAAACGGUACCUGUUCAAGGAUACCUGAGUGGACUGACAGCUAGACUUCGGGCUAAAGUGGCAGUGCGCACUGACGAGCGUGUGCGACUGAUGAGUGAAAUAAUAACUGGAGUACAAGUGAUUAAAAUGUACACGUGGGAGAAGCCCUUCCUCCGGUUGGUUUCACUCGCGAGGAAACACGAGAUUGAUGUUCUCACUGUAAUGUCAUACUGGAGAGGAACAAUACGAGCAUCGCUGGUGUUCACGGAACGAACAACUUUGUUCUUCACAGUAAUGACGUAUGUGCUUUUAGGGCACACUAUAUCAGCAGCCAAAGUCUUCUCCAUGGCGCAGUAUUUCAAUCGUCUGCAAGCCGGAGCGGCGUUUUACAUUCCAAUGGCUGUGACAUAUGCAUCAGAAGCAACAGUCACGAUUAAACGACUGGAGAACUUCCUGUUACUGGAGGACAAUCAUCCACUCGCAAUUGAGCAAGCACCGGAUGAUGCAGCUUCAAUAAGAAUUGAAAAAGUCACUGCCUCUUGGGAUCAAGAGUCAAUAACGAAGACAUUGUGUGAUAUAAAUAUAACAAUAAAGUCUGGCACGCUGACUGCAGUGGUGGGUCCAGUCGGCGCCGGCAAGAGUUCUUUAUUGCAAUUGAUUCUUGGAGAAUUGCAUUCGACUCAUGGCCACGUGACAGUUGGGGGAUCAGUGUCAUAUGCUAGUCAGGAGCCCUGGCUAUUUGCUGGAAGUGUGAGGAAUAAUAUACUCUUUGGACAGCCUUACGAUGAGUCGAGAUAUCGUCAAGUGGUGUGUGCUUGCGCAUUGACCAAGGACUUUAUACAACUUCCUCAAGGUGAUAGAACACUGGUGGGCGAGCGUGGUACGUCACUCAGUGGUGGACAACGCGCUAGAAUUAAUCUCGCAAGAGCUGUUUAUCAAAAAGCUGAUAUUUAUCUUUUCGAUGAUCCUCUGUCGGCUGUUGACGCACACGUUGGUAGAAGUUUGUUUGAAGAAUGCUUCAUGAAAUAUUUGGCGGAUAAAACGAGGAUUCUAGUUACUCAUCAGGUGCAGUACCUCAAGGAUGUCGAUUUCAUCGUCAUGUUGAAUCGUGGAGUUGUGGAAAAGCAGGGGAGAUUCCACGAUUUUGGCCUGGAUGAUUUUGCAUUGUUGCAUCUUGAUGAUGCACCGGAGCCAGAGGAAAAACAAAAGGAAAUUGGAACCGACAAUGGGGAGGUGCCCCAACUCUCGCAAAUGUCUUAUUUCUCGGGGAUUGAUAACGACGAGAAUGAGGAGGGGGACGAGCCUGAGGAGACGGAAGAAUUGAUGGCCAAAGGGAAAAUUUCAAGGUCACUAUAUUGGAAGUACUUCAAGUCUUCUGGCAGUUAUUUUCUUCUUUUCAUGUUUUUUGUGUUUUUGCUGUUGGGGCAGUUGGGGAGCAGUGGCUCGGACUAUUGGGUUGCUUAUUGGACUAAUCAGGUAGAAUUGCAAUACAACAAUGGAACCAUGCAGAAUGCAAUGAAUUCAUCAGGUUCUGGACGCAUUCACCAUCAUUAUGAUAAUUAUACAGCACUCUGGAUUUAUGGAAUAUUUAUAAUGGCAUGUACUAUUUGUACAACAGCGAGGAAUCUAGUCUUCUUCAAAAUUUGUAUGAAUGCAGGCAAGAAUAUUCAUAAUCUCAUGCUGGAAUGUUUGCUGCAGGCGCCAAUGAGAUUUUUCCAUAGUAACCCCUCAGGGCGUAUUGUGAAUCGUUUCUCCAAAGACGUCGGAUGUAUUGACGAACUCCUGCCAAAUGCAAUGAUCGAUUCGAUUCAAGUGUUCGUGGUGAUGAUAGGAAUAUUAUCCCAAGUGCUCAUUAUCAACUGGUGGACUAUAUUGCCAAUGGCAGUGAUGGGCUACUUCUAUUGGAAAAUAAGAACUUUGUUCUUGUCAACUGCGCAGGAUCUGAAACGACUGGAAGGAAUCACAAAGAGUCCAGUUUUUUCUCAUGUCAAUGCAUCACUGGCUGGAUUGGCGACCAUUCGAUCAGCUGGGGGACAGGAGAUGUUGCGGAAGGGAUUUGAUAACCAUCAGGAUGUUCACACCAGUACUAACUCGCUGUUGAUCUCUACUAGUACGGCUUUUGGUCUUUGGCUGGAUGCAGUGACUAUUGUCUUUGUUGCUUUCGUCACUUACAGUUUCAUCAUUCUCAAGAAUGAUUCUACAUUCGCUGGAGAUGUUGGCCUGGCAAUAUCUCAAAUUCUGGUUCUCUGUGGUAUGCUUCAAUAUGGAAUGAGCCAGACUGCACAAAUGGUGGCGCAAAUGACAUCAGUGGAACGUGUAUUACAGUACACUAGGUUGGAGAGGGAGGAGCCCUUCGACAGUGAAGUUAAUUCAAAGCCACCAGCAACUUGGCCUCGUGAAGGACGAAUAGAAUUUGAUCACGUUUAUUUGAGAUAUUCAGAAAAAGAUGCACCUGUUUUGAAGGACUUGAAUCUCAUUAUAGAGCCAGGCAUGAAGGUGGGAGUUGUGGGCCGCACGGGGGCUGGUAAAUCAUCACUCAUAGCUGCACUCUUCAACUUAGCGAAACUCGAAGGAGCCAUUCGUAUUGAUGGAGUUGAUACAAAGAAGAUCGGCCUGCAUGACUUGAGAAGAAAAAUAUCCAUAAUACCACAGGAACCAAUGCUAUUUACAGCAACACUGCGUGAUAAUUUGGAUCCCUUCCAAGAAUUCAAGGACGAUCAACUCUGGGCUGCUCUGGAAGAAGUGGAGCUGAAGGGUCACAGUCAGUCCCUGGAUUAUCUAGUCACCCAAGGUGGUACCAAUUUCAGCGCUGGCCAGCGACAAUUGCUCUGUCUAGCCCGAGCUAUUGUCAGGAAUAAUAAAAUAAUCGUACUGGAUGAGGCGACUGCCAACGUUGAUCCAGCUACUGACGCUCUCAUACAGCGAACAAUUCGCGAGAAAUUCAAGGACUGCACAGUUUUGACGAUAGCACACAGACUCAAUACUGUUAUGGAUAGCGAUCGAAUUCUUGUGAUGAAUCACGGUGAAAUUGUGGAGUAUGGUUACCCUCGUGAACUCUUACGGAAACGAGGUGGGUAUUUAACGAACAUGGCUAAUGAAACUGGAAUUGCCAUGGUUAAUAGAUUGAAGGCCAUUGCUGAGGAGACGUGGAAGAGAAUGAAUCACAAUGUUAGUGCAAAACCUGUGUAAAAUGUAAAAUCAACUUCUGUGCAAUCAAUGUAAACGUGUACGGAAAAAUUCGACUGACUAAAUGAAGAAAAAAGAUACUAAAAAUAUGGUAAUGUGAA
Molecule: messenger RNA, 3995 nt
Organism: Diachasma alloeum
Lineage: Eukaryota; Metazoa; Arthropoda; Insecta; Hymenoptera; Braconidae
Product: multidrug resistance-associated protein 4
Exons: 8
Coding region: 1-3897 (1298 amino acids)
Biological process (GO): transmembrane transport
Cellular component (GO): membrane
Molecular function (GO): ATP hydrolysis activity; ATP binding; ABC-type transporter activity
Source: RefSeq, a predicted model, not a curated record